Caenorhabditis briggsae is the source of this 1626-nucleotide messenger RNA. Gene Ontology annotation, molecular function: chloride channel activity. The transcript has 13 exons. The coding region runs from base 1 to 1626 and encodes 541 amino acids. The record is from RefSeq and is a predicted model, not a curated record. Lineage: Eukaryota; Metazoa; Nematoda; Chromadorea; Rhabditida; Rhabditidae.
AUGACUUAUAACUAUCACUACGAUUUGGCUACUUCCCAGAGAAAAGUGAUUCUGAAGCUAUUUUUCAAGUGGAAAGGCUCUCUCUGGAAAGCGAUUUAUCAAGAUUUGUUCAUUUGGUGCUUCCUUUAUGCACUUGUUUCUGUUAUCUAUCGAUAUGCUUGGGAUAGAAGUCAACAGGACACAUUUGAGAGGUUUAUGCAAUUUUGCAACCGUCGACUAGACUAUAUCCCAAUCAACUUCAUGCUAGGAUUUUUCGUGACAACAGUUAUCAACCGAUGGAUGACUCAGUUUGCAAAUUUAGGAAUGAUUGACAACAUUGCAUUAUUCACAUCAAUGUAUUUGAGUGGAAACGAUGAGAGGGGAAGAAUAUUGAGAAGAAGUAUUGUGAGAUUUUGUGUAAUGUCCCAAACUAUGGUAUUCCGUGAUAUUCACAUCGGCGUCCGCAAACGUUUUCCAUCAUUGGAAACCAUGGUUGCUGCAGGAAUUAUGACAUCAGCUGAUUUGAAGAAAUACAAUGAGGUUGAAAGCAGAUAUGCAAAAUAUUGGCUAGGAUUCAAUUGGUCGUUCAAUUUGUUAAAUGAGGCAAGAAGAGAAGGAAGAAUUGAAAGUUCGUAUACGCAGAAUGCCAUUGCAGAGGAAAUCAGAACGUUCAGAAGUGGCUUAUCACUUAUAUGGACCUAUGAUUGGGUUCCACUUCCUCUCAUGUAUCCACAAUUGGUGUUUUUGGCAGUCCAUUGUUACUAUUUAGUGUGUUUGGUAUCGAGACAGUUUGUGAUAAAUUCCGAUGCCAAAAUGACAACUGAAAUUGAUUUGGGUGUGCCUUUCAUGACAAUUAUCGAAUUCAUAUUUUAUAUGGGAUGGUUGAAAGUUGCUAUGGAUCUUCUGAAUCCGUUCGGAGAGGAUGAAGAUGAUUUCGAUUGCAAUUUCUUGAUUGAUAGAAAUCUAACUGUUGCCAUGGGAAUUGUGGAUGAUACUCAUGAUGAUGGACCGAUUUUGGAGAAAGACAUGUUCUGGAACGAUACUGUAUCACCACUAUACUCGACGGCAGCAGCUCAAAGAAAUGUCAACUUCUACUUUGGAAGUGCCACAAAUGCAGAUUCACAAAUACCAGAUAACGUUCGUCAAAUUACAAUGGUUCCUCAUCCAUUUAAUGAGAAACUGGACCAAAAGAAUGGGAAACGAACAAAUCGACCACCAGUGGAAAGUGUUGUCGAACUGAAAAGAGAUCAACGAUUCUCAACAGGGAACAAUAGAAAACAAACUGUAGAAGGGAGAUUCUCGAACAAAAUUGGAGCGAUUUUCCAGAAAAGACAUUCUAAGUCUCUAACCGUUGCUCCAGAAGGUUUCAAUGCAAAAGCGCGUACGUCUACAGAUAUCGAAACACUUCCAACUUUUUUGACGAACCAGAAACCAUGCUACAGUAAUCCCGAGUGUAUCGUAGAAGUUGAGGAAGAAGAAAACGACUCUCCAAAAACUUCGACAGACUCAAAGCAAGACCCUCCUAGAAAAAGAGUGAACAUUUCUAAUAAAAGAGAAAGUGUGAUAUCUAUGGGAAGAUCUAGGUCAUUCAAUCAUUUUGGAGAGCAUGUGGAUUAUCAUGACUACUACGACUUUGAUAAGAAAUGA